AUGGCUGAGGGAAUUGGUUAUGCCAUUUUGGAAAAAAUAGCAGAAAACUUGGUUGAUCCAAUUGGAUGUCAAUUUGGUUAUCUGUUUUGCUUCAACAGAAACAUUCAGAAUCUUCAAACUCAACAUGAUGUCCUAAAAGCGACUAGAGAAGGGGUUCAGCUAGGGUUGAAUGAAGCACACAAUAAUGUGAGAAUCGUUGAACCUCUCGCUGAGGCAUGGCUGAUUAAUGCAAAUAACAAAAUUGCAGAGGCAGAGACAACUAUUGAAUCCAAUGCCCAAGUUCAGAAGGGAUGUUUGAAAGGGUGGUGUUGGCCCCGUUACUCACUGAGUAGAAAAGCCGCGAAAAUGACUCAAGAUCUUGUCCAUCUUCAUACUGAGGGCAUCAAGUACACUCAGUUGUCCCACAGUCCACCACCACCAUCCAUCCAAUCUCUACCCUCGAUAGGAUUCAAGGGGUUUAAGUCUCGAAAUUUGAUUGUGAAGCAAAUCUUCGAGGCUCUGAAGGCUGACGAGAUGAACCUGAUUGGGGUAUGCGGGAUGGGGGGAGUGGGCAAGACAACAAUGGUCAAACACGUUGCCAAACGAGUGGAAGAAGAGAAACUCUUUAACAAAGUUGCAAUGGCAGUUGUCAGCCAAGAGCCAAACUUAAAACAGGUUCAAAGUUGUAUUGCAGAAAUGUUGGGUUUACAACUUGACAUGGAGAACCCAAUAGUACGAUCAAGUCGGCUGCGUCAGAGACUUCUACAGAACGAUGAGAAAAUUCUAGUCAUAUUGGAUGACAUUUGGGAAGAAUUUGAUCUAGACGAGUCGGGAUUUCCUUUGGAAGGAGGCAGCAACAAGAGUUGUAAGAUCCUUUUCACUUCACAAAAUCGAAAUCUAUGGAAAGGAAUACAAAAUAAAAGGUAUAUCCAACUUCUAGUCCUAGUGGGCGACGAACCAUGGCUUCUCUUCAGAGAGAAGGUAGGCGAUUGUGCUGACAACAUUGAUCUGCGACCACUAGCAAAACAAAUUGUAAAUGAAUGUGGAGGUUUACCACUUGCCCUCGUAACUAUCGGAGGGGCUCUUACAGACGAACCUGACCAACAUCAUUGGAAUAAUGCGCUUCAACAACUAAGAACCCCCUGUUCAGAAAGUUUGUCGUCAGAAGUGCCUGCAAAAGUGUAUCAAGCUCUAUAUUUUAGUUACAAUUUUCUGAAAGAUGAGAGAGCCAAGAAGUUGUUUCUGCUCCAUUGCUUGUUUCCAGAAGAUUGUAAUAUUGCUAUUGAAGAUUUGGUUAGAUAUGGAAUCAGAUUGCGGUGGUUUGAAGGCAUCCACAAAGUGGAUGAUGCAAGAGAUCAAGUAAAUGUCUUAGUUGAUCAACUUAAAAGUUGUUAUUUACUGUUGGAUGGUAGUUAUGAGGGGUGGAUAAAAAUGCACGAUGAGGGGCGGAUAAAAAUGCACGAUGUAGUGCGCGAUGUCGCCAUAUCAAUUGCGGCUAAAGAAAAGCAUGGUUUUAUGACAAUCCACGGUGCCAAAUCGAGAGAGUGGCCAAAGAAGGCGGCAUAUGAGCAUAGCACUUCCAUUUUGGUGAUGUCAAAUGAAAUUGUAGAGUUUCCAGGAGGAUUGAGAUGCUCAAAACUUGAGUUUUUACUAAUAGAAUGCCUGAAUAGUUCACUAAAAAUACCAAGCAAUUUUUUUGAGAGGAUGGCAGAACUCAAAGUUUUGGAACUGAGAAUCAUGUAUAAAAUCUCGUUACUGCCGUCGUCACUGCAAUUCUUGAGCAACCUGUUGACAUUGCAUCUUGGUUACUGUCAGAAGUUCGAUAAUAUAUCUGUAAUUGGAAAGCUAUUGAAUCUGGAAAUCCUCAGUUUUAGUGAUUCCAACAUUGAGGAGUUACCUAAGGAAAUAGGAGGACUGGUUAAUUUAAAGUUGUUAGAUUUGACAAGUUGUGGUGAACUUAAAAGAAUAGCACCUGGUGUCAUAUCAGUUCUAGUCCAAUUACAAAAGUUGUACAUGGGUGGCUGCGGAAUCAUUUGGGACCAAGAAGGCGAGGAAGGAGGAGAAAAUGCGAGCUUGAGAGAGUUUGAAUCCUUGUCCAAUUUGAAUACUUUAGAGAUUAAUAUACAAGAUGCCUUGCGUUUGCCAAGAAUCCCAUUGUUUAGCAAACUGACAAAAUACUCAAUUUUGAUAGGUUUCCAUGCCGGCACCACCAUUGUUGAAGAAUUCAUAAAAAGGUUCCGAAAGCUUUUGAUUCUCACUCUUCAUAACACGUGUACUAUCCCAUUAGAAUUCGGUGGGAUCAAUUCGUUGUUAAGGAGCACUGCACUUCUAUGGUUAAUGGGGAAGGGUUCAGAGGAUGCAGUGCAAGAGUUGUUUCGAGAGGGAGUUGAAGGACUCCAACACUUGAAGGACCUAGUAAUUGAAGAUUGUGUUACACCAGAAUAUUUUGUCAAUACAAUGGAAUAG
Camellia sinensis is the source of this 2445-nucleotide messenger RNA. The record is from RefSeq and is a predicted model, not a curated record. NCBI's taxonomy places the organism in Eukaryota, Viridiplantae, Streptophyta, Magnoliopsida, Ericales, Theaceae.